UCUGAUUUAAUUCUAUGAAACAUACAUGUUUGGCUUCCCGAAUAGAUCUAAACUUGAUGCAGUUUUAACAGCUAAAUAGAAUCGUCCGCCGAACUCGUGCAUGCUUCGAGAAAACACGAGACUAUCUGGAGUGGAGACUCGGCAACAUAUUUAUCUGAAAAUGUCUUCGUUUUCUGAGAGCAGCUUGACGAAAAAGUUGCACGAGCUCAACAACUCGCAGCAGAGCAUUCAGACGCUGUCAUUAUGGCUUAUUCACCACAGAAAGCACUCAAAGACGAUAGUUGACGUGUGGCUUCGAGAACUGCAGAAAGUGAAGUCCAGUCGUAAAUUGACCUUUGUCUACCUGGCCAAUGAUGUGGUCCAGAACAGCAAGAAGAAAGGUCCGGAGUUCACCAAGGACUUUGCACCUGUCUUGAUGGAGGCUCUGAACCAUGUGGCAAUGGAGGCGGAUGAGAAGACCCAGCAGGCUCUGGGGAGACUGUGUAAUAUUUGGAAGGAAAGAAACGUGUUUGAAAAACAUCUCCUGCAUGAACUGAAACAGGCGCUAUCAGGGAAGAGUGAACCCAAAGAGGCAGAAGCACCACCAGUGAAGAAGAGCAAGCUAGAUCAAACCAAACUAGAACAACUUCCUCUAUCUCUGAGAGAGGAGAUAGCAGCAGAUAUAUCAGACUCACCCAAAGAACCUCCUGACGCAGAGGAGUUAGUUCGAGCUCUACAGGAUUUGGAGAACUCUGCAUCCACAGAUGCUGCCGUCAGGGAAAGAAUUGCAGCUCUGCCACCAGAGGUCUCUGAUAUCGCCAUGUUGGAGAAGAUAAAAGACAGGGAAACAGUGGACAGGUUGAGUCGAGAGGUGGAGGAUGCUUCCCUCCUUCUAGCCGAGUACAACUCUCGUUUAUCAAAAGAACUGGAAGAAAGAAAACAUAUAGCGCAGAUGUUAAAAGAUUUUAUAGCAUUCCAAAAAGACCAGCUGACGGAGUCAGAAAAAAGAUUAGAUGAAUACAAACAAAAGUUGGGUAAAGUGUCCGAGGUACGGAACGAGCUGAGGUCUCACAUCCAAAAUCUCCCCGACCUGUCCCUGCUACCAGAUGUCACGGGGGGUCUGAAACCUCUGCCGUCUGCUGGAGACCUCUUCGCCAAAGAAUGACAGUAACAGCCGCAGAACUCUGCAGAUGUCUGCUGGAUUUUUAAAACAAAUAUGAGGAAAAGUGACUGGGCGCUGGUGCUUUGAAGUUGUUCUGAAGACUUGGUGAGCAGAACAUGAAGAUCAGUCAUGGUUUACACCAGGGGGGUGUAAGAGUCGAGGAACAGAGGUGAAAAGAUGCAUUUCUUGGGCGCAUUUUUCCCCCGAGGACAAUUGAUUUGUUCCUCUAAGGUAUCAAGGUUUGUUCUGGCCAUUGUGAUCUUAGUUGUGCUGUUUCUUAUCUCUAGAAUAGCACAUAAAAUAAAAUGAUUGGGAUUUAUUUUAUUGGCCUUUUUUAUUGCAAAGCUUUGUUUCCACAAUAAAGUGCCAUCUUCUUUAUGUCUCUGUUAAGUUGUUCUGCAGCAUUGUUGACAGUACUUUAUCUAAUGCUAUGUUGUUCUCUACCUGACAAUUUUUUUCUCUUUUCGUCACAGACUUUGCUACAAAAAUUUGAUAAGAGCAAAAAUUAGAUGCCAAAGCAUUUUUUUCUGCUAUUAUGUAAGGUUUAAUUAUAACUUUAAUGCUAUGGUAUGUUGUAAAACAGACUGCAGAUGGUAAGAUCUUAUUAUGUAAGCAUGGUUUUAUCUGGUGGGAAGGUUCACGAGGGUGUGUCAAGAUUGAGAAAGGGCAAUAACAUACUUGACAUCUUUGCAUGUUUGAAUGAAAAUGUGAAUUGAUUAUACACAACUGGGAUGCAAAAAUCAUCUUUCUUUGAGACUGAAAGAAUUUUUUUGUAAGUUAUUAUGUAGAAUAACGUGGAUGGGAACUUAGUUUUAGCAAUUCUUUUGUUUGUGAGUUAAUGUCAUGGGGUUGGCAUCUUCAAAAAAGUAAGAUAUUUUAACCUGGUUAAGUGUGUAUCCGUGCUGCUAAAAUGUAGUGUGAUGACAGUAUUUCCAUUUGAUGUCGUUUAAUUUAUAUUGAAAAGGAAGUGCAUCUGUUGUAUGGUGGGUUAAAUGUCUUAUUUCUUUUUUCCAUUUUUGCAUGUACCAUUAUUUUCCCAUAGCAGCAACACUCGGAUGUUAUUGUAACCAUCUGUGUUUUCAGUGUCAAUUGCUCUUCUAUCAUUCUCACUUUUUAAAAUGUAUGUUAUUAUUCCCAGGGUCUGUAAAUCUGCAUGUUAAAAUCUAAAGCAGGUCAUGCGUCAUCAAGGCGUUUUCAUUUCUACAAAAUGCAAUAAGUUAUUGGAAGAUUAUAAAGAUCUAACAAAAAAUGAAAUUAUUGAUUGCUUGUUAUUCAGUUCUUGUUUAAAAGAAUAUUUUUUCAAGAAAUAACCUGGACAUGUAUCUUCAAUGUUACUAAUAUGUAAUGUUUUUCAUUAAUGAACAACAUGAGCUUUGCUGAAAUUAUUAGGGUAAGGAUAAUGGAAUGAAUGCAGUUUUAAAUGCAUUUAAUUGUACCAUAUGAUUUUCUUAAUUGAGGAAAAAAUUCACCUGCCCUUGUAUUUUAUAGAUGUAUUCCCACUGUUAAAACGCAAAAGAUUCCCAAUAGUUGAGAGGCGACACGUUAAGCCCCCUUACGCUGGGCGGCGUCCUUUCUGCGUCCACGAAGUACGGCCCUGUUUGAGAAUAAAAAAAUAAGAAUACUUAACGUGCCGACAACCGGCCGAUCAUUGAGGUUUCAUUUAGCAACCAAAGCGAUGCUUGUGCCUCUUUUCUACCACCACAGCGAUGCCAGUUUCAUGGUCGCAGAAAGGACGCCGUCCAGUGUAAAGGAGGUUUUAAUAAAUGCAGUAAAAUGGAAGCAUUCUAUUUCUGAGAACAUAUUACCUGACUAGCUAGGUACCGACAGUCUCAUUCUCUAUUGUGCCUGUGAAAGAAAGCACUUUCAUUUCGUAUCAAGGGCAAAGUUUUGCGUCUGUAAGGACAUUAAAUGUCGUUUACUUUGUAACUGGUAGUAAACAUUUCAAUUGUUCAUUUACUGGGUAUGAAUAAAUUGUUAUUGAAUACAAGGAACGUUA
This is a messenger RNA of Lingula anatina, 3137 nucleotides long. Its product is annotated as regulation of nuclear pre-mRNA domain-containing protein 1A. NCBI's taxonomy places the organism in Eukaryota, Metazoa, Brachiopoda, Lingulata, Lingulida, Lingulidae. Gene Ontology annotation, molecular function: RNA polymerase II complex binding. Gene Ontology annotation, biological process: mRNA 3'-end processing. The record is from RefSeq and is a predicted model, not a curated record.